Melanaphis sacchari is the source of this 4612-nucleotide messenger RNA. RefSeq names its product sentrin-specific protease 6-like. Gene Ontology annotation, cellular component: cytoplasm; nucleus. Gene Ontology annotation, biological process: protein desumoylation. The record is from RefSeq and is a predicted model, not a curated record. Lineage: Eukaryota; Metazoa; Arthropoda; Insecta; Hemiptera; Aphididae. Bases 505 to 4572 code for a protein of 1355 amino acids. Gene Ontology annotation, molecular function: SUMO-specific endopeptidase activity. The transcript has 24 exons.
GUCGACACUGACGCAGAAACAUACUGUUGUCGUCUUGUCGUUCUGUCUGUUGUCAGUUUUCGGUUUGUAGUCGUCCACCAUUGUACGCCCCUACGCCGCCGUUGUUGUUAUAAUAAUAAUAAUAAUAAUAAUAAAUAUUAUUUUAUCGCACUGUUGACUAUUGUAUUUUAUGAGCGUUCCGCCGGUAGACGCAUUUCUUUCCGUUGCUGCGUGCACACGCACCUUGAUAUUUCCGAACAACUCCGUGGAUCCUUGAUUGUCGUUGUUGUUUUCGAAGACUCGCACUCCUUAGCAGUAGCCUACGCUGAUGAUUGCGUCCUCGUCUGCUAAGUCUCCUCUCUCGAUUCACUGUCGCGUGUGUAGCCCUAUCGCGUAGGAUGCGCCCUUAAAUAUGUAAAUCGUCCGUUGUGUCGGACAUGCGUCAAAUCGUAAUAUGAGCAACACCAGACUUGAUCAUAAAGUUGACGAAAGUGCUAUCAUCAAUUUUGGUAACAUCUAUUUACCAUGUUCACGGUGGGAGUGAAAGGCGGUGGCAGUCCAUGGGUAGUUUGCAAUCUAGAUCAAUUGAUUGAAAUUUUCCCUUCAGCAACUUUAAGCGUUACAUUCGACGAGUUGAGGGAAACAUUUAAACCAAAAUUACCACCAGGUGCUGAUCUUAAAGACUACUGUGGAGCUAUCUUAUUAAGCCUUAUGGAUCCGGUCACCAAAAAAGUAUCCAAUCCAGUUAUAAUGCCUAUGCAUCAUAAUAUUUUCAAUAAUCCAAAUAUAUCGAUUACUCCUAGUUCACCAUUACCAAAACAACCUCCAAUAGCUGCUGCCAGCCGACCACCAUGGACUGUACCAGUAUCACCGCCAGUUUCAAUUGUACCUGUGCCUUGUGAGCCAGACAAAUUAGUUACUAAUAGUAAGGAAACUCAAAAAAAUCCUAAAAGAACUGCUCCAUAUCAAAUUUCUAAUCGAACAAUUAAACAACCUAGACUCUCAAUUACUAAACCGACCAAUGCUCGUAAAGAUUACAAGUCGUCUUCAAAUAGUAUUACACUAAAAACUCAUCAACUAAAGAAAAAUGAUAAAGCAGUUGCUAAUAUUGAUUUAGCUAUAACUACUCCUUCAACAUCAAAUGCUGUAAUCCAAUCUACUGAGGAAGUCGCUUGUGUACAAUCUAUAAAGGAAGAUUUACAAGCGACCAAUUCAGAAUUGAAUUGUAAAGACAAUUCUCCACGUUUAGAUAAUGAUAAAAAAGAGAAUGGAUUCCACAGGAGGUAUUGCUUUUCUGAUAAUCAUUUCAAGAUGUAUGAUAUUGGCAAUAAAAAGGAUGACUCUACUAACUUAGACCGGGAUUCAAUUGAAAUACGAACUCACGGUGAAAUAUUUGAAAUCAAAAAAUCUUUUGUAACGAAUGAACUCAUAAUUGCUAUGGGUACAGCUUUAAAAAAGAAUAUUACUGAUGAAGAUUUUGACAGUUUGCAUAAAACUUCAAGUACUUUACAAUCCUCUAAAUUUAACUGGUCAAGUGUCACUUCUAAUAUUUCUAUGAAAAGCCCAACUAGACAAAAUAAUAUUAAUUCAAUAAAUCAACCCAAUCAAGUUGGCAUAAACAAAUCACAGAAACAAACAAUUAUCUCACAACAGCCAUCUAAACAAACUAUUAAAUCAUCAAGUAUCUCUAAACAACAAUCUACUUCAACAAAUACGUCUUCAAAAAUACAACAUUCUACAAUUAAUAAAACUGACCUAAAAAAUCAUGUAUCUAAUAACCAACAUAAUAAUACUUCUCUAAAACAUACUAAAGCUACAGCUACUCAUAUUCAGACAUCAAAUAAACAGAUAACCAACAGUAACCAGCUUCCUAUCUCAUCAAAACUCGUAUCAACUACUAGAAAACUGGUUAAUCUAUAUAAUGUGAAACCAGCAAUCACACAUCAGUCAUCAGUUAAAGAUAUAAAAAAAUGUUUGAAGUGUAAAGCUUUAUCAGAAGAUGAGACAUGUGCAGCAUGUCGUAUGUCUUCUCAUUUAAAAAAUGUUACAGUCACAAGAAUUGAAACGCCUAGUACUUCCGCUGUUGUUGCUCUUGAGAGUCCUAUUGUAAUGCACUCAAAACCCAUUGAUGUCCCUUUGAGUUCUAUAAAUCCUGUUUCACCUCAGGAACCAUGUGUGCUUUUGUUGUCAUCCGGAGACGAAGAUGAAGAAGAAUCUUUGGAACCCAAUAUUACUAAAAUUGAGACAAAAGAAGCUUUAAAGAAACAUACUGACAAAUUAUGUUUGAACCCUAAACUUUUGGAAGAUCGGUUAUGGCAGAAAGACUUAAGUGUUAAAGAUUAUUAUAAAAUUGAGGAGUGUUACACUGUACAUAUUGGUAGUUUUAAAACUGCCCCGACACCUUCUGGUGACAUGUUAGUUUGUUUACAUGGAAUACGUAUGACUGUUCAAGGUCUUGAACCAGAGCCAGUGACUAUUGAUUUACCAAUGGAUAAUGUUGUAAAAAUUUUGGGUUAUUAUGGAGAAAAUCCUUUACUUAUAAUUUACACUAAUCAUUUAGCUGCAGUUGGCAUACAGUAUUUAUUAAAUAUGAAUGAAGAUGACAAAAGUCACUUGUAUGACCCACUUAGUAAAGAUAUCACGGUUAAUAAAAUUGUUUGGUUUUUUAAUUUGAAAAGACCUGAGAUACAGAAUUUGGAAAAAUUACUAUUAAAAUUAUCUAAAAGAAAGUAUGCUGCUUUGACGUUUAAUCAAGCAAACAAAAUUCUUUGUUUAAAGAAAAAGGAUGACGAGGAGAGUAAAAUACUCGCAAAAGAGGAACAAGAUGAAGCUGAAAGAAAAUUUAAUAGUAUUACAAUACUUGAAGAUAAACUUGGUGAGAGAUCUGCAAUUAUCAAAAUAUGUGAUUAUAGAAUGUUGAAUUCAAAUGAAUUUGUAAAUGAUAUUCUUAUUGAAUUUUACUUAGAUUAUUGGUAUAGUCAAAAAUUAAGUGAUGAAGAUAGAAACCGAACGUAUGUAUUUAGUACAUACUUUUAUACAACUCUUGCGAAAUCAUUUAAUACCUCUGACUAUCCAUCACAUUUCACGGCGUCACAGAUACGACAUGAAAAAGUAAAAAAGUGGACUAAAAAUGUAGACAUAUUCAAGAAAGAUUUUAUUUUUAUACCAAUAAAUGAAAAUUAUCAUUGGUUUAUGGCAGUUAUAUGCUUUCCUUACCUAUCAGGUAAAGUUAAUAUAAAAGAUGGAAAACCAGUGAACGCACCUGAUGAUAAUUAUGGCCGAUAUAAACUGCAGCAAAUUGAAUCUACUGCUGCUGAUCGUAUUGAAGCUGAUCCUAACGUUGAAGAUCUUUGGUUAUUUGAUUUGGCAUCAACUCAAAACUAUACAGAUAAACGUGGAGUUGAUUAUGAUACUGAUGUUGCGGUUUUAAAGAAAAACAGAAAUAUACUAGUUAAACGGCCUUGCAUUUUAUUGUUUGAUUCUUUCUCUGGUGGUGUUUGUCGUGCUAGAAUCACAGCCACAUUACGUGAUUGGUUAGAACAAGAAUAUAUUGCUAAAUACAAUGACAAAAAAAAAGACUUUAGUCCUGAAACUAUAAAAGGAUCUUUAGUUAAAAUGCCUCAGCAACCUAAUUAUACUGAUUGUGGCCUUUUUACAAUUCAUUGUUUUAAAAGGUUUUUUGAUAGGCCGAUUGUAGACUACACUUUACCGAUUCGUCAUUUAGAAAAUUGGUUUUCUACUGAUGAAGUUGCUAAAAAUUGCCAAAAAAGAAGAGAACUACAAACUAUUAUAAAGGAAAGGAUGAAAGAGCGAGGAUCUGUUUUACCGGAAGGUGUAGAAUUGCCAAUUCUUAAUUUUACUGACCCUCCUAUAAAAAUACCACAAAAUCCUCAUCAAAAAAAUAUUCAUACACAUGAUAUACCAAACUCAACAAAUCGUAUUCAUUCAUCAAAUCCUAAACCUUCAACUUCUCAUCAUCAAUCAAAUCCUGCAUAUAAAUUGCAUAAUCGUGUUGCUCGAGUCAACAGAGAGUAUAAUCAUGGCUAUGUUGAAGAGACAGACGAGGAGGGAAGUUAUUAUGAUAGUACAGAUGAAGAGGUAGACAGACAGUUUAAUGAAAAUGAUCAUUAUGAUGAAGACGAAGAUAAUUUUCGAACCUACCAGAAAACAUUAGAGGGGAACGAAGGUGAAUAUACUGAAAUCCAAAGAAGUGCACAGCAAGAAGAUGACAUAGAAGAUCCAAUACCCCCGUAUGAGGAUGAAUCGUUUGAUGGUUAUCCAGUAAAUUCUAACAAUGGGAAUAUAGUAGUUGAUGUUAAUGAUAUUCAUUCUGGAUUAGUCAAUCACAGAAGUAUUUAUAACGUUGAAAGCAUUCCAGAUAAUAACUACCACUCCUAUAGAUCAAACAAUCCUGAUUUAAGUUAUGUUGAAUAUGAAGAUGCACUGGAAUAUGAAGAAGGAAAUUAUGAUAGAGAAUUAGAUGACGUUGAUGACGAAGACAUAGGAGUAGAGGAAGAAUACAUCAAACCCAAUUCAACAACAAAUCAUAAUAGACAUGAUAAUCAUUUUAAUUCUAGUAGACUAUCGAAUUAAAUUCAUUGAAAAUAAAUUGAUUAAAACCAUGUUAUAAAUA